Molecule: messenger RNA, 2055 nt
Organism: Tarenaya hassleriana
Lineage: Eukaryota; Viridiplantae; Streptophyta; Magnoliopsida; Brassicales; Cleomaceae
Product: pentatricopeptide repeat-containing protein At5g65560
Exons: 1
Molecular function (GO): protein binding
Source: RefSeq, a predicted model, not a curated record
AAAAAAACAAAAAAACAAAGAACGAAAACAACGAAGAAGCCGCCCUCUUUCUGCGAUUCUUUUUUCAUUUCUCCAUUUUCUUCGUUUGCAUCUCCCGACAGAUCCAAACCAACGAAUCUCGAUGAUCGGCCGGAAAGACUUAUCUCCGGCGACUGCUUGAAUGGUUCCGUUUCAGCCGUCGUUAUCCCGACGAUGAGACAUCCGGCGGGCGUCACCGUCUCCUCUCUCUGCUCGUCAUCCGUCAACCUCCUCCGUCGACGUCCGUUCUCCUCUGCGUCUCCGCUUCAGCAUUCUCCCCUGGUUUCGGAAUCUGAUUUCUCGGAUCUUCCCUCCCGCCUCCUAUCGAUCCUAUCCAAACCGAACUGGCAGAAGAGCCCAUCUCUGAAAUCCUUGGUCCCGUCUAUAUCACCCUCACAUGUCUCCACACUGUUCUCCAUGAAUCUAGAUCCUCAUACAGCUCUGAAUUUUUCGUAUUGGAUCUCGCAGAGGCCGAAAUUCAAGCACAAUGUUUGUUCUUAUUCGUCUUUGGUUAUUCUGCUGGUUAACCAUGGAUUCACGGCUGCUGUGUAUAAGAUUAGGAUAUUGAUGAUAAAGAGUUGUGGUUCAGCGCGAGACGCCAUGUUUGUUUUGGAUUUCUGUAGGAAAAUGAACAUGGAUGAUGAUUCUGAAAUUUCAUACAAGUUCACAGUCAGGUGCUAUAACGAAUUGUUAAUGUCAUUGUCUAGGUUCGGGUUGGUGGAUGAGAUGAGGCGUCUCUAUACGGAAAUGUUGGGGGAUAAGGUUUCACCUAAUAUUUACACGUUGAAUACAAUGGUGAAUGGAUAUUGUCAGCUUGGGAAUGUGGAAGAGGCGAAACAGUACGUGAGUAAGAUAAUUAUGGCUGGGUUGAAUCCUGAUACCCACACUUAUACCUCUUUGAUUCUGGGCCAUUGUCGAAACAACAACGUAGAUUCUGCUUUUCAGGUUUUCAAGGAGAUCCCUCAGAAGGGUUGCCGUAGAAAUGAGGUUUCAUAUACGAUUCUCAUUCAUGGUCUUUGUGAGGCUAGGAGAAUUGAUGAAGCUAUGGGUUUGUUCUUGAAAAUGGGGGAUGAGUACUGUUAUCCAUCUGUUCGUACUUACACUGUGCUUAUAUCUGCAUUAUCUGGAUUAGGGCGGAAGUCUGAAGCUUUGAAUUUAUUCAAGCAGAUGUCACAGAGAGGCAUUCAGCCGAACAAUCAUACAUAUACUGUACUUAUCGAUAGUUUAUGUAGUGAAAGAAAGUUUGAUGAAGCAAGAAGAAUGUUGGAUGGUAUGUUGGAGAAAGGGUUGGUACCAGGUGUAGUCACAUACAAUGCUUUGAUUGACGGGUACUCUAAAGAAGGGAUGACUGAAGCUGCCCUCGAGGUUUUGGAAUUGAUGGAAUCAAAUAACUGCAGCCCAAAUACACGCACUUACAACGAAUUGAUACAUGGAUUUACUAAGCAGAAGAGCGUGCACAAAGCAAUGGGGCUGCUUAAUAAGAUGAUAGAGCACAAGUUGGAUCUUGAUCUGGUCACUUACAAUUCAUUAAUCCAGGGGCAGUGUAGAUCUGGUCAUUUAGAUAGUGCAUAUAGGUUGCUUACUUUGAUGACUGAUAGCGGUUUGGUUCCAAACCAGUGGACGUAUGGUAUUUUGAUAGAUUCCCUUUGUAAGAGUAAGAAGUUGGAAGAAGCUCGUGGGCUGUUUGAUUCUCUCAAGGGGAAAGGCAUAAGCGCCAAUGAGGUCAUGUACACUGCUCUGAUUGAUGGAUAUUGCAAGGCCGGGAAAUCGUAUGAUGCUAUGCUUUUGCUUGAGAAAAUGUUGAAUGAGAAGUGCUUACCAAACUCGUGUACUUACAAUGCCCUGAUAGAUGGGCUUUGCAACGAUGGGAAAUUGCUAGAAGCAGUAUCUCUGGUGGAGAAGAUGGAUUUGCAGCCUACAGUGUAUACAUAUACCAUUCUGAUUGAAAGAAUGCUAAAAGAAGGAGAUUUUGAUUACGCUCAUAGAUGUUUUCAGCAAAUGUUGUCCUCGGGACUUAAGCCAGACGUGCAUACCUAC